Lindgomyces ingoldianus is the source of this 888-nucleotide messenger RNA. RefSeq lists its product as uncharacterized. The record is from RefSeq and is a predicted model, not a curated record. Bases 1 to 888 code for a protein of 295 amino acids. NCBI's taxonomy places the organism in Eukaryota, Fungi, Ascomycota, Dothideomycetes, Pleosporales, Lindgomycetaceae. The transcript has 6 exons.
AUGAAGUUCACUGUUCUUAUCGUCGUCACCUCUACGCUUAUGAGCGCUAAUGCUCACUACUUCUUUGACCGCUUGAUGCACAACAACACUUGGUCCGAGCCAUGGGAAUACAUCCGAAAAAUCAGCCCCCAAGAAUCAGGCAGCGCGACCCCAACAGACUAUGACUAUAUAAUCCCUAUCGUAGAUCCAAGCUCGCCAGAUUUGCGCUGUGGUCGCAACGCAUCAAGUCCGUGGUCGAAUCCAAAGACAGCGGUAAUACAGGCUGGUGAUACUGUCGGAUUUGCAGUGAAUACUACGGUUGGAUUACCGAUCGCGGGCGCGAUCGUCAUGCCCUGGGAUCGCUGGCCAAACCUAUACCAUCCCGGCCCCGCAACAGCAUGGCUCUCUGCGGCCCCUGGUCCAUUGAAAGAGUACACGGGUGACGGAGACUGGGUUAAGAUUCUAAGUGUUGUGGGGCGAACGAACCAGUCUGAGCCGCCGAAUGAUGAGUACUACUGGAAACAUCAGUGGGGAACCUAUCAAGCUAAGAGUUGGAACUUUACUAUACCGGCAUCCACACCCCCAGGAAACUAUCUCCUUCGCUUCGAACAUAUAUACCCUCUUCCUGUGAACGCACUUCAAGGCGCGCAAUUCUACGUCAACUGCGCCCACGUCCGGAUCGUCAAUCCUCGCAAUCAUGUCAACGUGCCAAGCCCAGUUGUCAAGAUCCCGGGUGUUUAUGCGUUUGGACAGAAAGGUAUAGCAGACAUCACAACAAAAGAAUCAAUAGAAUACCAGUUAACUGAAUGGUGGACGAAAACAGAAAUCUACUUCUACGCCGAUGUUGGUAAUGAGACCUAUGAUAUCAGAGACUUUGUUAAGCCGAAACCGGUAGUGUGGAGUGGUUAA